This is a messenger RNA of Brassica rapa (field mustard), 1278 nucleotides long. RefSeq names its product trihelix transcription factor ASIL2. Gene Ontology annotation, molecular function: transcription cis-regulatory region binding. Gene Ontology annotation, cellular component: nucleus. The record is from RefSeq and is a predicted model, not a curated record. Lineage: Eukaryota; Viridiplantae; Streptophyta; Magnoliopsida; Brassicales; Brassicaceae.
AAACUUUGACAAAACGACAAAUACUGAUGGGACCCAGUUUCGGACCAAACCGGUUACGAAUGAUAAUUCCGGUUAAGAGCGGAGAAAAAGAGAAGAUAAUCGCCGAUGCUGACGUCACCGCCGGUAAUCAAAAAUCAAUCCUCCUUUAACUUUACCCCCAAACCAAAAAAUCCUCUCCUCCUCCACCACUGAUUCUUAUCCUACGCCUCCUCCUUCUCACCCGCGCACGUUAUCCUCCAUGGAGACGACGCCGGAGACUCAAUCAAAAUCCCAUCCCCACCGUCUUCCGCCGGGACGGGAGGACUGGUGGAGCGAGGACGCGACGGCGACGCUGAUCGAAGCCUGGGGAGACCGUUACGUCAACCUCAGCCGCGGAAACCUCCGGCAGAACGACUGGAGAGAAGUCGCCGACGCCGUCAACUCGAUCCACGGCGGCAGCGGAAGGCCGAAGACCGACGUGCAGUGCAAGAACCGGAUCGACACGCUGAAGAAGAAGUACAAGACGGAGAAGGCGAAGCCUUCUCCGUCCUCUUGGUGCUUCUUCGAGAGGCUCGAUUUCUUGAUCGGUCCCGUCGCGGCGAAGAAAUCUACCGGAGUUGUGACACCGGCGUUAAAGAAUCAUACUUUGAAUCAAACCGGAUCUAAAUCGAGUGGAAGCUCUCUGGACGAUGAUGAUGAUGAUGAUGAUGAUGAUGAGGUGGGAGAUUGGGGGUUUGUGGUGAGGAAGCAUCGGAGAGUUGAGGAGGUGGAUCCGAGUGGAGGUGAAGGGUCGUCGUGUAGGGAGCUGGCGAGAGCGAUUUUGAAGUUAGGGGAGGUGUACGAGAGGAUGGAAGGUGCGAAGCAGAGGAUGAUGGUUGAGUUGGAGAAGCAGAGGAUGGAAGCUGCUAAGGAGCUUGAGUUGCAACGGAUGAACAUGUUGAUGGAUAUGCAGAUGGAGCUUGAAAGAUCCAAGCUUGGCAAGUGUAGAGCUGCUGCUGCUUCAGGGAAGAAGUUGUAGAGAUUAGAUUGUGGAGAAGCUAUGGUAGAGCAAUGGUUGGAUCUGAGAAGAGAGCUCAGCUCAUGGAGAUUGGAGAAACUGUUAUUAUUCUUACUCACUAGGUUUCAAGUUAGAGUAAUGCUUUUUUUUUUUGUGUUUACUUAUCUUAUUUAGGGUACAUUGGUAGCAAAGCAGAUUGGUGAAAGAAACUCUUGUAGUAAUCUGACAGACAUAUCAACAUGUACUUUUGUCAAGUGUUUAAUGUAUUAUCGUUUGUGUAUCAAUGCCUGCAGUUCCAAAUA